Molecule: messenger RNA, 3407 nt
Organism: Colossoma macropomum (tambaqui)
Lineage: Eukaryota; Metazoa; Chordata; Actinopteri; Characiformes; Serrasalmidae
Product: threonine synthase-like 1
Exons: 2
Coding region: 164-2359 (731 amino acids)
Biological process (GO): amino acid metabolic process
Cellular component (GO): cytoplasm
Molecular function (GO): pyridoxal phosphate binding
Source: RefSeq, a predicted model, not a curated record
CUGUGCGGACGGAAAUGUCCCCUCGCAGUUGUCGUACUUGUUUACCUGAGAGCAGACAGUGAAGCGGGAGACGUACGUUGGGAGAAGCUGCUGCGGGCCAAAACCUGCACGUUUGUUGGUAUUUUUCACAGAUAAAAAAAAAACUUGAAAUCACUGUUUCAAGAUGACGUCUAGAUAUUUCUGCCGUUUCUUUGCAAAAAUGGAAAGAAUGAGGUGCCACCAACUCUUCUUUUCUCAUGCUCGUUCUCCUUCAUGCCUAGCAACAGCACAGCUGUCCACAAAGAGUCCUCAGCCACUGGAGAGAAACGUUCUUCUCAUGGGUCCCCCUGGGGCAGGGAAGACCUCUGUGGGCCGCAUAUUGGCUCACAGGCUCGGGAUGCCCGUCAUUGACAUAGACGAUGAUGUUCUGGAGAGGACGUGGGGGAUGCCUGUGGCGGAGAAGCUGGCUGAAGUUGGUGAGGAGUGUUUUUUGGAUGAAGAGGGCCGAGUUGUGUGUAAUUUAUCUGCGUCUGGGUGCGUGAUCUCGCUGUCCGGCUCCAAUCCGCUCCACUCGGACGCCAUGCUCCACCUGAAACGUUCUGGAUUCGCUGUGUAUAUAGACGCGGACGUAGAUGACAUCAUCGAGAGGCUGUCCAGAAUGAAAGUGAACAGAAUCAUGGGUCAGCGUUCUGGCGUUUCCAUGAGGGAGAUAUUACAGUAUAGGAAGCAGUUUUAUGAGAAGUGGUCAGACACUAGAGUGUUCUGCGGUAGAGGGGACAGUGUUGAGGAAGUGGUGGAGAAGGUCCUUCAAGUUCUGGCUAGAUAUCAGGAAUCAGAGUCAGAGACUUUUACCUCCACGAGGAGCCAGCCUGGACCAUCUGGUGGCCUGAAGUUCUUCAGCGACGUUGUUGUGGAGGGAUUAGCUCCAGAUGGAGGCCUGUAUGUGCCCAGUAAAGGAUUCCCGAAACUGGAACCUUCUGAGUGGCUCAGAUUAGCCAAGAUGUCUUAUCCUGAGCGAGCGCAAGUCAUACUGGAAAAGUGCAUACAUCCGAUGGAUAUCUCUCCUUUAGAACUUCGCUCCAUGGUGAACCAGGCCUAUGGGGAGAACUUUGCCAGUGAAUCAGUUGCACCUGUUAAACAUCUGGCUGAGGAGCAGUAUGUCCUGGAGCUCUUCCAUGGCCCGACUGCAUCCUUCAAAGACCUGGCCUUGCAGUUAAUGCCGCAGAUGUUUGCACACUGCCUUCCGCAGAUGUGCAACUACCUGGUCCUGGUGGCCACGUCUGGAGAUACUGGCAGUGCUGUUCUCAGCGGGUUCAGCAGCCUCAAAGGGAGUGACAGGAUUGGUUUGUUGGUGUUUUUCCCAGAAGAUGGUGUGAGUCUCAUUCAGAAACUGCAGAUGACCUCAUUUAAGGAGGGAAACGUCCGGUCUGUGAGCGUCCUUUCUGACUUCGACUUCUGCCAGAGGAGCAUCAAGAGGAUGUUUGGAGACUCUAGCCUGACUGGUCACUUGGCUGUUGAGUAUGCUACCGUUCUAAGCACGGCUAACUCCAUAAACUGGGCACGCUUGCUUCCGCAGGUUGUUUACCACUGCUCUGCCUACCUGGACCUGCUCAGAAAGGGAGCGGUCACAUUCGGCGAUCCGAUUGACGUCUGCAUCCCCACUGGAAACUUCGGGAACUCCAUGUCCGCCGUCUACGCGAAACAAAUGGGCAUUCCAAUAAGGAAUGUCAUUUGCGCGUCCAAUCGGAACUGUGUAAUCGCCGACUUCAUCUCUACUGGACAGUAUGAUCUCCGUGGCAGGAAGCUGGUUGUAUCAAAUUCUCCCGCUAUUGACAUUCUGAAGUCCUCAAAUCUUGAGAGGUUCAUAUAUCACGCCUCCGGUGGGGACAGCGAUCUUGUCCGAGGUUUGUUUAUGAGCCUUGAGAAGCAGCAGUGCUUUGCAGUAUCUGAGGACUUACUACAGAGGAUACGGCAGGACGUCCAGGCUGGCUGGUGCUCAGAGGAAGACUGUCUGACCACCAUUCACAAAGUGUACUCCAAAACAGGCUAUAUAAUGGACACCCACACAGCUGUGGCCAAAGCGGUGGCUGACCGGGUGCACGACAGGACGUGUCCUCUCAUGCUGUGCUCCACCGCGCACUACGGCAAGUUCGCCCCGGCUGUUCUCAAAGCUCUCCGAUGCUCCAGCGUUCCAGAUCAACCUGUGGAGCAGCUAAACGCACUCUGUGCUAUUGGAGGUCGAGAGCAAAUGCAUAAAGCUCUGUAUAAGUGCCUGAGAGACAGACUGAACCAGCCACAUACCGUGUGCCAGUCUGAUUUUGAUGUGCUAACAGAUGAAGUAGAAUCUAUGAUUCAAGACUCGUUUCUGAAAGUCAUGUGAAUUUACAGCUUUAGCUGCCCGCUUGUUAAACACUGAUUUAUUAAAAUUUCAGCAGAACUCAAUAAAUAAAUUCAGAGUGUUUUGGUGUGGAACGGUUUACUGUGGAUAAACUUACAGACGCUUUAUCUUACAUAUAUCUUUACAGUGGUGCUGAUAGGAACCAGGGGUCACAAUGACUACAACACAAAUAUAGACAUUUUAUUUACUAUUGACAACCACCAGUGAACCCACACGAGUCUUCUGAGUGUUUAUAUGUAAUGUUGAUGAUGGUAAAAUAGUGUAAAUCAGAAAAAAUAUAUUUUCUUUGAUGAUUAUUUUGCUGCAGAACACCUGCAUAUAUGAAUCCACCAUGAAUUAAAGACGUUUUAGAUGAAAACCUCGUCAAAACUAUCAUAAUACAAUGUCUCGGGCAUCAGGCAGUGAAUUCAUAACCAUUUCAUGUAAUAACUUUCUGUGAGGAAGCUUUUAGAGGUGGACGUCUGGUUCCUAUCACCACCACUGUGAACAGUUCUGACUCUGUAAGUUUCUCUAGAUCAGAGCAUUUCACACCAAACCACCCUGAAUGGCUUUGCUUACAUCUGUAUCUAUUUAAUUAUGCAGACAUUUUGAAAAAUUGGUGGAAUUCCUCUUUAAGGCAGAUGGUACUUUUCAAACCUGUCCACUAGAUGGUGCUGUCUACCUGCGUUAUCAAAAUUUGUAUUAUUUUUAAGGCCCAAAAAGUUCACAGUCCACACAACACAGUCUACAUAACUGUAUAACUUGCACAUUAGUUUAAGAGUAGUUACUGAAUAACAGUAUGGUAGUAUUAAUAAUAACUGCUUAUUAAUAAGCCCACAGUUUAAGGGCACUGAUCAGCGUUAUUCAAGUCCAUGACUGUACAGGUUUAGUUUGUUCUUUGUUUCUGAAACACUUGAUUUAACUAAUCACUGUAUUGUUUUCAUUAAAAAAGGAUCAAUAAAGCUAUUUUAAAAAUAAUGCACUCUCAAAUGCAGUGACAUAAAAUGAUUGUAUUAAAUAAAUUGUAAUGAGAUUAAAUAUAAUAAAAUAA